GCACUAUAUACAUAUUUUAAAAAGCGUAAAUACAUUAUAGAGUUCAUGCAUACACAUUAGCGGUGAAUGCCAUACUGAGCGUGCUUCAAAGGAUUCAUUUUUUGUCUGAGGACGUCGGCUGGGCUGGCUGAGAACGAGGCAAGAUGUCGAAUAUAUAUGUAAUGGAGCCUCCCACCAACGGGAAGGUUGUAAUGCAUACAAAUUAUGGGGAGAUCGGUAUCGAACUGUGGGGUAAAGAGACGCCUAAAGCAGUACGCAAUUUCAUUCAACUCUGUAUGGAAGGCUACUACGACGACAAUAUAGUCAACCGAAUCUCUAAGGGAUUCAUGAUACAAAUGGGUGACCCCACCGGGACGGGGUUUGGUGGAGAAAGCAUAUAUGAUGAGCCCUUCAAGGACGAAUUCCAUCAAAGACUUAAGUUCUCGCGGCGUGGCCUGGUUGCCAUGGCUAACAGCGGUAGCCAUGACAACCGAAGUCAGUUUUUCAUCACGCUGGAUAAAACCGAGGGAUUAAAUAAGAAACACACAUUGUUUGGGAGGGUCGAUCAUGAAACUAUUUUCAAUGUACUGCGCGUUGGAGAUGCGGAAACAGACGAAGAUGAGCGGCCUUUAAAUCCCCCUAGAAUCAAGUAUAUUGAAGUGCUGGUCAAUCCUUUUGAUGAUAUCGUGCCGCGCUCUUUGCCUGCAAGGCUGGCGAAGAUCGACCAAGCUCGGGCCAACAAAGAAAGCAAGGCAAAGGGAUCCAAAAUGAAGAAAACUCGAGACGCUAAGCUGCUCUCAUUUGGAGGAGAUGACGAUGAAGAGGAUGAAGGGGAGGCAGACAACAUGUUUAGUAGUAAAAGUAAAACAAAGCGAAUGAAGAUUAAAAGUGCACACGAAGCUUUGGCAGACCCGACGCUUGCAGCAGAAGUGGGCGCUAUAGAACCGGUGGUGAGUGAGGAGAAAAGCAAGGGUACCAGUGCGAAUGGUGAUGGAAAGGGUGCGAGUGUAUCCGAUGAUAAGGUUAGGGAAACGGAAGAUGAAAGCGAUACAAAGAAAUAUAAGGAGGACACAUCGAGUGCUGCCAAGACGAGCAAGAGUUUGACAACCGCAGAACAGACCGAGAAAUUAGUGCGCGAGAUCAGAGAGAGCAAGCGAAGGCAACGCGAUAUGGGAGAUGGACGUAUUGCGGAGACAAAUACACAGACUGGAGUGAAUGACAACCAGGUGAAAUCUGCGGUGGAUGAUGGGGAAGCGUAUCUGGAAGCACAGAGGCGGAAGUACGCGGACAGUUUGGGGUCAACGGGGAAGGCCAAAGCCGAUGCGAAGGCCAAGGCUCUUUUGGAAAGCUUUCAGAUGAAAGUUAGUGCACGGUCGUGGGCGGAUAAGAGUGACGAGGAGGAAGAGGAAGAAGAGUCAAAUGGGAAAAAUACGGAUAGUGCUAGUUUGGAUGCGGAUAUGAAGGGGAAGGGUGGGGGGCGUAGUACAAAUGGCGACGACUGGAUGUCACAUGCACUCGAUUUCGACCCAGAAGAUAGUCUUGUGCUCUCGAAGGAUCCUUUCAAAGACAAUGCGGAAGAUAUGUACACAUUGGAAGAUCCGCGCAAUCCGCUCACAAUCGCACGGCGUGAGAGAGACGCCAAAGACAAGUUCAGUACAAAAGAUAAGCGCAACAGGCGAGACGAUCGGGGUGACAACAGACACGGUAAUCCAGACAGGAAUAGACGCGAGCAUAUAGGUGGGGAUAAUGAAAGCAGCAGGAGUAGAGGUGGGUAUAAGGAGGGUAGAGAUAACAAGGGGAAUGGGGAUGAUUGGAGGAGCGAUGCAACUAGGGAUAGAGAGGGGCGCAAGGAUGGUGGCAGGGAAACGAGUCGAGACAGGGGCAGAAAGAGAUCGAGAGAUAGACAUGACAGUCGUAGCCAUAGCAGGCGAUAAGAUAAACGCAAGAGGGCAUUUGUGAAUGGUACGACAAAGCAAAUGUGGACAAUACUAUGUACGGACGGAAGCAGAUUGGCGAUUGGGAUCGCCUGUCUCAUUACAAACGCUUGUCUGAGCUAUCGUAUUGGUAGUACUAUUGUACGGAUCCGUCAGACAGGCCUAUGUACUACAUCGCUCAACGGUGAUUCAAACCCCUCAACAUUGGCAGCGCAGUGUCUAUGACGGGACCGGCUUUCAUAACCAAGUAUAGCAAGAUCGAGGUUUUUCGUAUAGCACUGAGCGGAUUUUUGCACAGAGUGAACGUCUACAUCAAGAACGACUUUGUAAAAAUUGCAAAAUACAGUGAGGCAACCGAGCAACGAACGAGACGGUUCAUAUGACACUAGCAAACAUCUGUAAAUAGAUUGUUUGGAGUGUAGUCGCAAUAGUACCAGAUGGGAUCCGUUUCACAAUACGUAUGUGUCGGUCAUAUAGAAACGGCAAGACACAUGUUAUCAUACAUAUGCAACGUAUAGGAAAGCAGAACAUACUAUGAACGAUGUUUCAAGAAUAUGUCCUCGAUUCCUGAUAUUUAAGCGACUUUCUAGAGUGCGAGUAGAGUUUUAAUUUAGUACCCAACUCCUUGCAGGCUUCUAGGAUAGCAUGAUGUUAGAAAGAUGCACCGACACAUGUAGUGUUGUUCGCUGUGGUCAAAUAAACAAGUGCGGAGAG
This is a messenger RNA of Sphaeroforma arctica JP610, 2627 nucleotides long. RefSeq lists its product as hypothetical. The coding region runs from base 144 to 1913 and encodes 589 amino acids. Gene Ontology annotation, biological process: protein peptidyl-prolyl isomerization. NCBI's taxonomy places the organism in Eukaryota, Ichthyosporea, Ichthyophonida. The transcript is spliced from 6 exons. The record is from RefSeq and is a predicted model, not a curated record. Gene Ontology annotation, molecular function: peptidyl-prolyl cis-trans isomerase activity. Gene Ontology annotation, cellular component: catalytic step 2 spliceosome.